Pyrus x bretschneideri (Chinese white pear) is the source of this 925-nucleotide messenger RNA. RefSeq lists its product as uncharacterized. The record is from RefSeq and is a predicted model, not a curated record. The transcript is spliced from 3 exons. Bases 74 to 640 code for a protein of 188 amino acids. NCBI's taxonomy places the organism in Eukaryota, Viridiplantae, Streptophyta, Magnoliopsida, Rosales, Rosaceae.
UCUCUGUCUCUCUGUCUCUCCUCUCUGUCUCUCUCUCUCUUACUCCUCAGCAGUAAAACUUCAUCUUCUAACAAUGAAGAACAACGAUGCACCGACACUGAUAACGAUCCCAUCAUCAACGGCGAUCAGGAAGGACGCCUCAUCGUCGUCAUCAUCCUCGAAAACCAGAGUCUUUCUCGACAAAAAUGGCUACAAGUUCUGGGCUUUAGCGGCGAUUCUUCUCCUUGCUUUCUGGUCCAUGUUCACCGGCUCCGUCACCCUCAAAUGGUCCACCGGCAACUUGUCCCGCCUCUCCGACGACCUCGACAUCCCGACCUUCGACGAUCUCGACAUUCUGGAGGUGGAGGAGAGAGAGAAGGUGGUGAGGCACAUGUGGGAUUUGUACACGCAGACCACCAGCACCAGCACGAGUCGAUUGCCGCGGUUUUGGCAGGAGGCUUUCGAGGCGGCGUACGAGCACUUGACCAGCGAUGUUGCCGCCGUUCGAGACGCCGCCGUUUCGGAGAUUGCCAAGAUGUCCAUCCGCUCCAUCGUUCUUGAUCCUUUUCCUCUUCAAUCAACGAACACAAGAGAGAUGAAGAAGAGAUCGAAGAAAGACGAGGAAAGCAAGAACGCGACUACAUUACGAAGUAGCAGCUAGAAUUCUGCGUUACAGUUGCUCGUCAUCGAACACUUUGCUUAAGUUUUCGGAGGACGACGGUGGACACACACCGGAACUAUGUGUUAUAUAAUUAGGGUUCAGAUCAACCCCAUCACAGGAGUCAGAGCAAAAGAAAAAGAUGCAUAUAUGAAAACUGGUAUAUGAAUUGUCCUUCAGUGAACCCCAUUAGUUGGGAACUUUGGACAUCAGAAAUCCCAUUAAUUGGGAUUUAUUAAUUGUAUAUUUUAUUUUUAAUUAAGAGUAAUAAAAACAGUAAAUUUCCAA